UAAAGAAUAACAUUAAGUAUAAAAGGGGAGUGCUGUUUGGAAUUGGCAUCAUAGUCGAAACAGCGUUGUGACAAACACUAUACAGAACAUAAAAAAUGGCAUUCAAAUUCGCAGUUUUCGCCACUAUCGUGGCAGUAGCCAACGCUGUGGCUAUCGGAUAUCCAGCCGCUUAUCCAGCUGCCUAUCCAGCCAUUGCCAAGGUUGCGGCUCCAGUUAUCGCCAAAGCCGUUGAUGAUUAUGACCCCAACCCACAGUACAGUUAUAGCUACCAUAUUGCCGAUGCUUUAACCGGAGACAACAAAGCUCAGCAAGAAUCUCGCUCUGGAGACGUCGUCACUGGAUCAUACUCUCUGGUCGAACCCGAUGGCACCCGUCGCGUUGUUGAGUACACUGCUGAUCCAGUCAACGGAUUCAACGCUGUUGUGCAUCGUGAACCACUUGGUGUCAAGGCUGUUGCUCCAGUGGCGAAGAUUGCUGCACCAUUAGCCUAUCCAGCCGUCGCCAAGGUUGGUGCUCCAUUAGGAUAUCCAGCUGCGCACCUCGGAUACCCAGCUGCACACCUCGGAUACCACGCAGCUCCUCUUGGACAUUUGGGAUACCCAGCUUAUGGCAAAGCCAUCGUUGGUUAAACUUGAUGCUGUCUAUCUGAACCUUGAACGUUUCCUUUCUGUUCUAUCAAUUUCACGAACCUAUUCUU
Molecule: messenger RNA, 697 nt
Organism: Wyeomyia smithii (pitcher-plant mosquito)
Lineage: Eukaryota; Metazoa; Arthropoda; Insecta; Diptera; Culicidae
Product: larval cuticle protein A2B-like
Exons: 3
Coding region: 96-629 (177 amino acids)
Cellular component (GO): extracellular matrix
Source: RefSeq, a predicted model, not a curated record